AAUAAGUGUUCUUUCAAGUGUUCUUGUGUUUUAAGCAUUUAUCAGAAAGAUGAACAAUAUGAUCAUUUUCAAGAAAUUACGCAAUCGUGUGGUUCCAUACUCCCCACCGGCGAGAUUGAAUCGCAGGAAUAACCGGAAUCGCGUUCGGAAUGCGCCAGCACCACAACGUAACAACUCUGUUCAGGUUGAGGCUACUCUUGGAGAAAUAGCUCCGACUAUGGCUGAAGUUACCGUUCAUGUUUUGGCAGAGGCUGACCCCAAUAUGGAGAUGGAAGUUAUGGACGAGGUUGACCCUAAUACGGAGUUUGGAGUUAUGGGCGAGGCUUACCCUCUGGCAGAGGUUGAAGUUUUGGCCGAGGCUGACCCCAAUAUGGAAGUUGAAGUUAUGGCCGAGGUUAACCCUCUGGCAGAGGUUGAAGUUUUGGCCGAAGAUGACCCUAAUACGGUAGUUGAUGUUUUGGCCGAGGCUGGCCCUAUGGCUGAAGCUGAGAUUGAAGUUAUGGAGGAGGCUGACCUUAACACUAAUACUGAGGAUGAUGAUAUGGCUGAGGUUGAAAUGAUGGGAUUGAGGUUCUUGCCGAGGCUGACCCUGAGAUGGAUGUUGAAGUUAUGGCUAAGCUUAAUACCUAAACUGACGAUGACCCUGAAAAGGGAUAGGGAGGGGAGAGCGGAUAGAUAGAGAGCGAGUGAUUGAUCUGCAAUCCAAAAAUAUAAUAAGUAGAUGCAUAACGGACAUGAAUUGCACUAUAGUCCGAAUACCUUGUUGUGGCGAAAAUAAAUAUC
Drosophila mauritiana is the source of this 783-nucleotide messenger RNA. RefSeq names its product magnetosome-associated protein MamJ-like. The record is from RefSeq and is a predicted model, not a curated record. Lineage: Eukaryota; Metazoa; Arthropoda; Insecta; Diptera; Drosophilidae. The transcript has 2 exons. The coding region runs from base 50 to 679 and encodes 209 amino acids.